UUUUCAUUCGAUCGUUACUAGAGUUACUAUGAAGGUGUUUGUGGUAGCAGUGAAAAUCCAUGCACUGUUGACAGAGUGCUUGGAUGAGAUAAACCGACAGGCCCAGAGUCCGUCGACUGAAGUGGAGACACUGCGAUCCCUCCUAGGACCAGCCCCGGUGCUUGGUGCGGAGACUGCCACAGUCGCCCAUCUUCACUUUCCGAACCUCUUUGAGCCUGUGGAUGAUGCGGUCCAAGAUGCUCAACAGCAGCUUCAUCAUUAUGAACUACGAGUGUGCAACGCCGAGGCUCCCCUCCAACCGAGAGCAACGGUGGUGAAAGAGGGAGUGUUCAACUGA
Messenger RNA from Perkinsus marinus ATCC 50983, 337 nucleotides. RefSeq lists its product as hypothetical. Lineage: Eukaryota; Perkinsozoa; Perkinsida; Perkinsidae. The annotation marks the transcript as partial. The record is from RefSeq and is a predicted model, not a curated record. The transcript has 2 exons.